Kalmanozyma brasiliensis GHG001 is the source of this 1206-nucleotide messenger RNA. RefSeq names its product Phosphatidylserine decarboxylase-related. Lineage: Eukaryota; Fungi; Basidiomycota; Ustilaginomycetes; Ustilaginales. The coding region runs from base 1 to 1206 and encodes 401 amino acids. Gene Ontology annotation, biological process: phospholipid biosynthetic process. The record is from RefSeq and is a predicted model, not a curated record. The transcript has 2 exons. Gene Ontology annotation, molecular function: phosphatidylserine decarboxylase activity.
AUGUCGUCAGCUCAAUCGGAAGACCAAGCCCAGGAUCACGAGGCGAUGGCCUCGGCGCUCGAACACCUCGUAUCCUCGGGUCCACUGCACGAGACGGACGAGCAGCUUCAGUCGGGCACUUCAGAGCAUACGGCCGUGACGCCAGGUCCGAUAUCCGUGCAAAAGCAUUCAAAGUGGUGGGGUCGUUUCUUCCCCGACCGCUUCGAGUCGACGAUGGACAAGCUGUUCGCCAGCCACCACAUGGGCAACUAUGUGGCCAUCCGGGGUCAGCCAGAAAAGAAGAUCUUCGAGAGCAUGCCCAUUUACGUUCGCGUCGGCAUGCAUCUACUCUUCUUCAAGAGCAAGGAGCAGUCCUUCUUACGAUACAAGUCAGUCGAAGACCUGCUCAAGACCGUGUCCAUCCGUCAGGGCAAGGUGUACGACGAUGAAUCGAAUCCGCAGGCCGUGCUAGAGCACAUUCAGAGCUUUAUCAGGACCUAUUCGAUCAACUUGGACGAGCUGCAGCAACCCGACCCUUCUCAGUACCCAAACUUCAACUCGUUCUUCUUCCGCAAGCUCAAGCCGGGUGCGAGACCCAUCGCCGAGCCAGAGAAUGCGUCGGUCGUGUCUUCGUGCGCCGACUGCCGAUUGACCGUGUUCAGCGAUGUAGCCGAGGCGACCAAGUUCUGGAUCAAGGGCGAGGGCUUCACGCUGGACAGGCUCAUUGGCGACACCAACCUCGCCGACCGUUGCUUUCCCCCCGGCAGCUCGAUCGCCAUUUUCCGCCUGGCUCCGGCUGAUUACCAUCGCUUCCACCACUCUGUCGGACCGGCAGUGUGCGGGCCGACAAGACACAUUCCGGGCGAAUACUUUACGGUGAAUCCGCAAGCUGUCAACGCCGACUUUGAUGUUUUCUCCGAGAACCGCAGGGAUGUGCUGACGAUGAACUGGAACCCAAAGGGAGACGGCGGUCCUUCGAUCCCCGUUGCAUUCGUUGCCAUUGGUGCCAUGCUAGUCGGCUCGAUCGGCUGGACCAACGCUACACAGGGCUCGAGCAUCCAGCGAGGCGACGAGUGCGGCUACUAUGCAUAUGGCGGCUCGACGAACAUCCUGGUGUUCCCACCCGAGGCCAAGAUCCAAUGGGACCAGGAUCUGCUCGACAACUCACGCAAAGAGAUCGAGACCAUGGUGCGUGUCGGUGACCGCAUCGGCAUUUCCAACGCUUGA